Messenger RNA from Penicillium brevicompactum, 384 nucleotides. RefSeq lists its product as uncharacterized. The transcript has 2 exons. The record is from RefSeq and is a predicted model, not a curated record. The coding region runs from base 1 to 384 and encodes 127 amino acids. NCBI's taxonomy places the organism in Eukaryota, Fungi, Ascomycota, Eurotiomycetes, Eurotiales, Aspergillaceae.
AUGAGUGGAGACAACAGCCAUAACCACCAGACCACCUCUGUCGCCGGAGGCACCAGUGCCACGCCGACUCCAGCCAACAACGUUGGUGGUGGAACAGGAUGGGGCGAUAGACUCUGGAUGGGAGGUAAAGAGCAGGGACUGGGUCAUGUAGAUGCACCUACAGGCCGAUCAACAAUGGGCGAGUUCCUUGGCUUGAAAGACCAGAAGUCGCGAGCCGAGAACAAGUAUUUCCAGCGUGCGGAAAUGGCUGAAGGCAACGAUCCCAUGAAUACCGCGGGAGAUCCGACAUGUGCCAGUGAAGACCAUAGCUUUAUGGGUCAAAAGCCGGGUGGCUCCGAAACUUUGCCUGGAUGGAACAAGAUCAAAGAGUUUGCCGGAGGGUGA